Suricata suricatta (meerkat) is the source of this 1821-nucleotide messenger RNA. Its product is annotated as IgGFc-binding protein-like. The transcript is spliced from 4 exons. The record is from RefSeq and is a predicted model, not a curated record. Lineage: Eukaryota; Metazoa; Chordata; Mammalia; Carnivora; Herpestidae. Gene Ontology annotation, cellular component: extracellular matrix. The coding region runs from base 1234 to 1821 and encodes 195 amino acids.
GCAGCCGGGCUUUGCGAACGUGGCGGUGCUCGUGGCGCGCGAGCCCACUCCGGUGCUCCUAGAUCAGCAGCCGCUGCCCAACUUGCACUGGCGCCUCAUCCCCGGCGGCCCCGAGCCGCGUCUCUGGCAGCAUUCUGGUCAAAGCCACGCCCCCACACAGGGUUUCGCCUGGACUGAGGUGGUAUAUGGGCCAGGGCAAGGAGUAGUGCACUUCCUGGAGACUCUCAGGAUGCCUGUGGGCGUGCUUAGCUUUGGCACCGCCCCGGGCGCUGGCUUCGGGACCCAAGCCAUGCGGCAGUCAAGCGUAGGUGAGCAGCACUCGCGCCCAAGACAAUCGGAAGAUAUUCUGAGUGCAGAAGAUCUGAACCCUCCCACAGAAUCCUACCCCCUCCUAGAGUCUUCCCUGAUGAUGCCACUCCAGUUCCUAGGAUCCUGUAAGGACCAUGCAUGCUCCGAUGGGACUACAUGUCAUCGUGUGAAACACAAACCUGAGUGUGUGGCCAGCACCAAGAUCACAAUUGGGUCCAACAUCAUGUUCAGUUCCAAGACAACGACUCUGAAGGACUCCAAAACAGUGUCCAUCUCCAGCUCUAAAACCAUGGCCACGACCAAACCAGGAUCAGACAGCACGCCUGAAGCAGAGCCAGGGCUUAUAGCUGUGACCCUGGCUUAUGCAGGGUUUGCACAAGGGGCUUUGAGUGAACCUCAGCCUGAAUCUAUAGCUUUGGUUGAAGCAGAACCUGGACUCCUGUCUGUUAAAGAAUCAAUUCCUGAAACCAUGGCUGUGGCAGACCCAGCACCUGUAACUUUCCCCCUGCCAAUGCCCAUAGCUGAACCAGAGUCCAAAUCCGAGACAGCGUCUGGGCCUAGGUCAAAAACUGUCUCAUUGGCCAAGCUAAAACUCAAGGUGGUAGCAGGGACUGAACCAGCCUUAGAGGCUGUGACUAUGGCAAAACAAGAACUUGAAACUGUGUCUGGGUCCGAAAUGGUGUCUCAAAUCACAUCAGAGACAGUGGGUGUCUCUAGUAAGGGGCAGAGGAGCGUCACAGGGGGUACCUGCUGGGCUUCUGGGUUACCAUACAUCUACACUUUUGAUGGCUACUCUUUCCCUGUGCCUGGAGGAUGCACCUACAUCCUGAGCCGUUGCCCUAAGGCCCUGCGCAGUGGCCUCCCUGCCUUCCAGCUGUGGAUCACUUGCUCUGGAGGGAAGCAGCCCAUUGUGACUUUGUCACAAUGCACAUCUUUGACAUCACCAUCACUGCUGUCAAGCAUGUGUUCGGCUUUGUCCGGGUGAACCAGCAGCGGCUUAGGCUGCCAGCAACACUGCACAACGGGAGGCUGCGGUCGUAUUUCCGCAGCUCAGAACUAUGGGCAGAGGCAGGUCUGCAGCAAGAGCCACCCGCACUGCACCUAGUCCACGACCGGCAGCACGCGCUGUCUCUGCAGGUAACCGCUGGCUACCGUGCGCCUGUGGUGGGCCUGUGCGGCAGCUUCAACAGUGACCCCAUGGAUGAUGCGGGCCGUCCAGACCCGCGCGCCUUCUUGCACACUUGGGCCCUACAGCCGCCUGAUGACCCAUGCCACUCCCUCUGGGCUGCUCCCUGCCCCAAGUCCGGUUCCCCACCGGAGACCCCAGGGCCCUGUGCCGUCCUGGCAGCUCCGAACGGGCCCUUUAGGCACUGCCACAACGUGCUGCUGCCUGCGCCCUUUGAGAUCAGCUGCAGGGCUUGGAUCUGUCCCUUCCCCGACCACCGACCUGUGCCGGAGCCGCUCAAACUCUUGGUCUUGCAUCCGCCUCCUACAGACCUGCUCUUUGCUUGA